UUUAGUGUACCCCUCCCCUGUUAGUUACGUUAUUAGUGUUCUAAUUGUGACAUGCGUAGAAGCUUCGAUCACAGGGAAAACAAAAUGGCGACCGGGAUCAACUCUCUCCGGCGUCUGUACUUAAACGGCAUUAAAACACACGGAAAGCUGUUAGCUCGGGUUCUUGGUCCUAAUGUUACAGCGCAACACCAACCACGCAGAAAUCUCUCGGUCCAUGAACAUCACAGCAUGAAAAUCCUCCAAGAUGCCGGGAUCCUGACGCCGAAAGGAGGCGUGGCGAGGACUGCAGAGCAGGCUUAUGAGAUUGCAACCGUCCUUGGUGAAAGUGAAGUUGAAGGGGAUAUGGUUGUCAAAGCGCAAGUUCUGGCUGGUGGUCGAGGGAAAGGCAAGUUCGAAGGUGGCCUCAAAGGCGGAGUCAGAAUUGUAUUCUCAGCUGAUGAAGCCAAGGAAGUUGCUUCUCGUAUGAUCGGCAAGAAAUUAUUUACAAAGCAAACUGGGGAACUAGGAAGAGUAUGUAAUGAAGUCUUCGUCUGUGAGCGAUUAUAUGCAAGAAGAGAAUACUAUUUUGCUCUGGCAUUGGAAAGAAAAUAUCAGGGUCCAGUCUUAGUUGGCAGCCAGCAGGGAGGUGUCGACAUAGAAUCGGUUGCCAAGGAGACACCUGAUGCCAUUAUCAAACAACCAGUAGACAUCAUUUCAGGCUUAAAGAUUGACGAGGCCCGCACAUUUGCUAGGAGGAUGGGGUUCUCUCCAUCAUGUGUUGACCAAGCAGCUGACUGGAUGAUGAGAAUGUAUGACAUCUUCAUGUCAAGAGAUGCUGUCUUGCUGGAGAUUAACCCCAUGUCCGAAGACCUGCUAGGCAGAGUUGUGUGCAUGGAUUGCAAGCUGUUAUUUGAUGACAAUGCAAGCUAUCGCCAGCAAGAGGUCUUUGACCUUCGUGACUGGUCCCAAGAUGACCCAAGAGAAGUAGAGGCAGCCAAACACAACCUUAACUACAUUGGGCUUGAUGGGAGUAUUGGAUGUUUGGUCAAUGGUGCUGGUCUUGCCAUGGCCACCAUGGAUAUCAUCCAACUGCAUGGCGGCGAGCCUGCAAACUUCCUGGAUAUUGGUGGUGGUGCGAGCAUUGAGCAGGUGGAGGCCGCAUUCAAGAUUAUCACAGAGGAUAGCAAGGUUCACGCUAUCUUGGUCAACAUCUUUGGCGGCAUCAUGAGGUGUGACAUCAUCGCUGAGGGAAUCAUCGCAGCAGCCAAGGAGCUUAAUCUAUCCAUCCCUAUUGUUGUACGCUUACAAGGGACUCGUGUCGAGGAUGCCAAAGCGCUCAUUGCAGCCAGCGGUCUUCGUAUCAUUGCAUGUGAUGACUUGGAGGAUGCUGCAGAGAUGGUCGUCCGAGUGUCGAAUAUUAUCGAACUGGCUCGCCAAGUUGAUCUAAAAGUCAAAUUUGAGCUUCCUAUUUAAACUACAGAAUAAAUCAGGAUCGCUGACUGUAGCUAUGUAAAUUUAACUCAAAUACUGGACCAACAGUCCCGGACAAUCACGGCAACAAAAUGUGUAUUUAAUUUUAUUGGAAGAAAUAUCCGAUCGAGAUUUUUAAUGCUGGCAACGCAUAUCCCCAUAUGCGCCUGAAUAGAUUUCAUUUUGUAUUUUGAGCAAUGUGGAAUGGGAGACAGUCGAAUGAACGGACGGAUGUAAGGCAUGAUUUUAUAGUACAGAAUGGGUGUUUUGUAAUAAAUGUAACACUAUUCUGCUAAA
Messenger RNA from Nematostella vectensis (starlet sea anemone), 1746 nucleotides. RefSeq names its product succinate--CoA ligase [ADP-forming] subunit beta, mitochondrial. The coding region runs from base 52 to 1452 and encodes 466 amino acids. NCBI's taxonomy places the organism in Eukaryota, Metazoa, Cnidaria, Anthozoa, Actiniaria, Edwardsiidae. The record is from RefSeq and is a predicted model, not a curated record. The transcript is spliced from 12 exons. Gene Ontology annotation, biological process: succinyl-CoA metabolic process; tricarboxylic acid cycle. Gene Ontology annotation, cellular component: succinate-CoA ligase complex; mitochondrion. Gene Ontology annotation, molecular function: succinate-CoA ligase (ADP-forming) activity; metal ion binding; ATP binding.